GGGGUCUGGAGAGGCGUGGCCCGAGCGGGGCAGUCCGGGGUUUUGGGGGAUAGGAGGGAGGAAAAGGUCGUCUUCCCCAUUCAGUCCCCUUUGGAAGCUGGAGAGGUGGGGCACUGGUUGGGGAAGAACCUGAAAGGAGGCCUCAGAGGUAGGGGCUCGGUGGUGGCGGUCGCCUUCCGCAGGCUGAGCGAUGCUGUGGUGCGCUACUGUGCCAGAUGGGAAGAUCUUCAAGCUGGAGAUACGCCUGGGGCCGUGCUGGACGGGCGAGGCCCUGGAGCAGGCCAUCAUCAGCCAGGCACCGCAGGUGGAGAAACUUAUUGCUACGACGGCCCACGAGCGGAUGCCCUGGUACCACAGCAGCCUGACGCGUGAGGAGGCCGAGCGCAAACUUUACUCUGGGACCCAGACCGACGGCAAGUUCCUGCUGAGGCCGCGGAAGGAGCAGGGCACGUAUGCCCUGUCCCUCAUCUAUGGGAAGACGGUGUACCACUACCUCAUCAGCCAAGACAAGGCGGGCAAGUACUGCAUUCCCGAGGGCACCAAGUUUGACACGCUCUGGCAGCUGGUGGAGUAUCUGAAGCUGAAGGCGGACGGGCUCAUCUACUGCCUGAAGGAGGCCUGUCCCAACAGCAGUGCCAGCAGCGCCUCAGGGGCUGCUGCUCCCACGCUCCCAGCCCACCCAUCCACGUUCACUCACCCUCAGAGACGGAUCGACACCCUCAACUCAGAUGGAUACACCCCUGAGCCAGCGCGCGUAACGUCCCCAGAGAAACCGCGGCCGAUGCCCAUGGACACCAGCGUGUAUGAGAGCCCCUACAGCGACCCAGAGGAGCUCAAGGACAAGAAGCUCUUCCUGAAGCGCGAUAACCUCCUCAUAGCCGACAUUGAACUUGGCUGCGGCAACUUUGGCUCAGUGCGCCAGGGCGUGUACCGCAUGCGCAAGAAGCAGAUUGACGUGGCCAUCAAGGUGCUGAAGCAGGGCACGGAGAAGGCGGACACGGAGGAGAUGAUGCGCGAGGCACAGAUCAUGCACCAGCUGGACAACCCCUAUAUCGUGCGGCUCAUUGGUGUCUGCCAGGCUGAGGCCCUCAUGCUGGUCAUGGAGAUGGCUGGCAGUGGGCCGCUGCACAAGUUCCUGGCCGGCAAGAAGGAGGAGAUCCCCGUGAGCAAUGUGGCCGAGCUGCUGCACCAGGUGUCCAUGGGGAUGAAGUACCUGGAGGAGAAGAACUUCGUGCACCGUGACCUGGCGGCCCGCAACGUCCUGCUGGUUAACCGGCACUACGCCAAGAUCAGCGAUUUCGGCCUCUCCAAAGCACUGGGCGCCGAUGACAGUUAUUACACCGCCCGCUCAGCAGGGAAGUGGCCGCUCAAGUGGUACGCACCCGAGUGCAUCAACUUCCGCAAGUUCUCCAGCCGCAGCGAUGUCUGGAGCUACGGGGUCACCAUGUGGGAGGCCUUGUCCUACGGCCAGAAGCCCUACAAGAAGAUGAAAGGGCCGGAGGUCAUGGCCUUCAUCGAGCAGGGCAAGCGGAUGGAGUGCCCAUCAGAGUGUCCGCCUGAACUGUACGAACUCAUGAGCGACUGCUGGAUCUACAAGUGGGAGGAUCGCCCCGACUUCCUGACCGUGGAGCAGCGCAUGCGGGCCUGUUACUACAGCCUGGCCAGCAAAGCGGAGGGGUCCCCGGGCUGCGCACAGAAGGCCGAGGCUGCCUGUGCCUGAGCUCCCACCGCCCAGGGCCUGCAGCCCUCCACGCCGGCUCUUCCCCUGCCUCGGUCCCACCCCAGGCCCUGCAGCCCGGCUGAGCCCUGCUUGGUUGUCUCCACACACAGCUGGGCUGUGGUAGGGGCAUCUCCGGCCGUGCUGGCCUUGCAUUCCCUGCCUGACCCCUGUCCUGUCUGGCUACGGAGCAGGGAGGCCCCGGAGGGUGGGGCCGUGCAGCCUGGGCUGGUGGCUCCCAGAGGGCCCUGAGCUGAGGGCGUUGCUUACACGGAUGCCUUCCUCUGGGCCCUGACCCUGGAGCCUGGGUGUCCUCGGUGGUCAGGUGUAGAUAACCAGAAUAAACUCAACUUCCCUCUUGUC
Messenger RNA from Mandrillus leucophaeus (drill), 2080 nucleotides. RefSeq names its product zeta-chain (TCR) associated protein kinase 70kDa (gene ZAP70). Gene Ontology annotation, molecular function: non-membrane spanning protein tyrosine kinase activity; signaling receptor binding; ATP binding. Lineage: Eukaryota; Metazoa; Chordata; Mammalia; Primates; Cercopithecidae. The record is from RefSeq and is a predicted model, not a curated record. Gene Ontology annotation, cellular component: extrinsic component of cytoplasmic side of plasma membrane. Bases 191 to 1720 code for a protein of 509 amino acids. Gene Ontology annotation, biological process: cell differentiation; protein phosphorylation; innate immune response. The transcript has 13 exons.